AUGUCGCAUCACGGCUCUGAUCCUGACCUCCACCGGGCCAUCUCUCUGCGACCCAGUCCAUUCCACGCACACCCUGAACCCUCAACCCGGGCUACUCAACUUCCGACAGGAGUGUUUCCUGUUCUUCCGCUGCCGCAGACCAAGGCCGCCACUUCUGCUUCUACCUCGUACGAGGUCAACGAGUCUCAUGACCCUGUCUCGCGCCCUGCCUAUGCUCGCAAUGCCAGCGAGGCGGAAGACGUAGAAGGCCAGGCCCUUCCGAGCUAUACCUCUGAAAAUGAUCCGCUAGACCUAUCGAGCCGCAUCAAGAGCGCUACGCAGCUGGAUGCCAUACAGGCAAACACGUCUAGGAGACGUCAAGGUGCUAAGGAUCGCUUUUGCGCCCCUGUUGCUCAGACCAAGGAUGCCAUUCAGCUACGCAAAGUUCGAGGCUUCUACGAGGGCCAGAACGAGGCUAUCGAAAGAAUGUUGAAACCGGUCGACGACCACAGAAGGGAAGCCAAAGAAGAAGCUGGUGCUGACAAUCUACAAUACAAGAUUGCUGUCUACGGCUCAUUCGCUGCGAACGUGGUCCUCGCCGGUCUUCAGUUGUAUGGAGCCGUCUCUUCUGGUUCUUUAUCUCUCUUCACCACCACUGCCGAUGCCAUCUUCGACCCCUUGGCCAAUGCUACCUUGCUCCUUUGUAACCGAGCUGUCAACAAAGUCGAUCCUCGCAAGUUCCCUGCCGGAAAAGCUCGUAUUGAGACUGCAGGCAAUAUUUGCUUCUGUUUCCUUAUGUGCAGCGUCUCGUUCAUUCUGAUAGUGCUCUCGGUAAUGGAGCUCGUCAGAGGAUCCGAUUCUGAGACAAAGACCUUCCACCUACCUUCUGUCCUUGCUGUAUGCGUGGCCUUUGCCACCAAACUUGCGCUGUUCAUUUACUGUUGGUCCUUGAGGAACAAAUAUUCCUCUAUUCGCAUCUUGUGGGAAGGUACAUUCGGUGUCUUGACCUCCGUUGGAGGUAGCAAGCUCGCCUGGCAAAUCGAUCCCGCAGGAGCUAUUGCGCUCUCGUGUCUGGUCGCCUUCCUGUGGCUCCGUACCGCUUACUCUGAAUUUCAGCUUCUGAUCGGAGUCACCGCGCCUACCCACAUUCUUCAAUGGAUCACGUACAUCUCCAUGACACACAGUCCGGAUAUCGUCAGCCUGGACACUGUAAGGGCCUGGUACUCUGGUCCUCGAAUUACAGUUGAAGUGGACAUUGUUCUCCACCCGAACAUGACCCUUAAAGAGACCCACGACAUUGCAGAAGAUUUGCAAAACAAACUCGAAGGUCUGCCAGACGUCGAGAGAGCCUACGUUCAUAGUGAUUACGAGACUGAACACAGGGCGGAACACUUUUUGAAGAAGGAGCUCUGA
Messenger RNA from Aureobasidium vineae, 1392 nucleotides. The record is from the annotation of a GenBank genome assembly. NCBI's taxonomy places the organism in Eukaryota, Fungi, Ascomycota, Dothideomycetes, Dothideales, Saccotheciaceae.